This is a messenger RNA of Mercenaria mercenaria, 3284 nucleotides long. RefSeq names its product beta-1,4-mannosyltransferase egh-like. Gene Ontology annotation, cellular component: cytoplasm. Bases 410 to 1885 code for a protein of 491 amino acids. The transcript has 3 exons. The record is from RefSeq and is a predicted model, not a curated record. Gene Ontology annotation, molecular function: beta-1,4-mannosyltransferase activity. NCBI's taxonomy places the organism in Eukaryota, Metazoa, Mollusca, Bivalvia, Venerida, Veneridae.
AUGUGUGGGUGAGAGAAGCCGCAUUUCUUCAUUUCGGCAAAGAGCUAUAAAAUGAAUGGACAUGCAAUGGCCGGCAUGCCAUGACUCGAUUGUUUUAUUAAUGCCGUUACUGUGACAAUGUAAAUUUCAAAUAGUAAUAAAAUUAGAAAGAGAUUACAUAGUGAUAAUAUUAGUUGCACACACCUUUACUAUUUCAUGUAUUAUGUUUAUUAUGAUUAUGUAACCCGUAUUGAUUAGCUCUAACGUCAUUUGUUUGGAUUACAGGUACCCGAUUUGUCAUAACUCGAUAAGCCGGGAUACAAUCCUGUAUAAUAUAUUACCGUCGUGUGGUCAGUCCAAAACUGGAUAUUUUUCACAAAGUGAAAUAGAAGAUUGGAUAUUUUACCAGAAGUGUAGACUUUAAAGGAGAAUGUUGCGUCCGGCUAAAAUGAAACUAUCACGGACGGGAUCUCAUAUGUGCGAGAACAUGUCACGUUGGCUGCAGACGAUCGGUUCAGCGUUCCUGCACGUGCUUACAAUUUGUCUUCUAUGUUUCUGCAUCUAUUUCGUUAACAUGGUAUUUGGGACGACGAACGACCAGAGCCACCUGCAUCCUGUUGAAUCCUAUGGAUACCUUGUUUCCAUCAUGUUAUAUAUUCUCAGAUCUAUACCAUACUUGUCAAUUCCAUUCGGCCUCACAAAUAUUUUAGGUAUUGUUACUAUGAACACGUUUCCACCAGCACCAACACUACAAGACGUCAAGGCCAAAAUCCCAUUUAUGUGUUUCCGGGUCGUGACCCGUGGACUGUACCCGGAUCUAGUGAAGCGAAAUGUAGAAAGAAAUAUUGAAACAUGUUACAAAGUUGGACUAGACAAUUUUAAAUUUGAAGUAGUGACAGAUAAUGUAUUAAAUCUUCCCAAAUCGGCAUUAGUGCGGGAACUGGUAGUACCAAAUGAUUACGUUACUAAAAAUAACUCACUUUUUAAAGCACGUGCUCUUCAGUACUGUUGUGAGCCGUCUGUGAACAUUCUGUCAAACGAUGACUGGGUAGUACAUCUUGACGAAGAGACGUUAUUGACAGAAUCAUCUACUAUUGGGCUGGCUAAUUUUGCUAGCCAAAAACACGGAGACGUAGGACAAGGUGUUAUCUCUUACGCUAAUGAAGAAAUCGUAAAUUGGUGGACGACCCUCGCUGACAGCGUACGUGUCUCUGUAGAUAUGGGUAUGAUGAGGUUCAGCUUUAAGAAACUCGGGUGCCCAUUAAUGGGGUUUAAAGGCUCGUACAUCAUAGCUAAAGAGUCUGUUGAGAAAGACGUUGGCUUUGACUUUGGUCCAAAGGGAAGUGUUGCGGAGGAUGUAAUGUUUGCUUUAGUUGCUUGGAGUAGAGGGUACAAAUUUAACUUCGUUGAGGGAGAAAUGUGGGAAAAGAGCCCAUUUACACUCGGGGAUUACAUCAAGCAGAGAAAACGAUGGUUUGUCGGACAUAUGUACACCCUUCUCAGUGAAGAAAUACCGUUCAAAUGUAAAAUUGGCAUGAUUCCAACUGAUUUGGGUUGGUUUCUGUUAGUUGGAAACAUUUUAAAUUUCCCAGCAUCCUUCGCAUUUCCAAUUCCACUUCCACUUGUGUUGAACGUAAUAGCUGGCAGCAUGGGAGGACUUAUCUUAUUUUUAUUCGUUUUUGGUUCAAUUAAGUCAUUUAGUUUAAGAAAAUAUGGACUUUUCAGGAAGACAUUGUUAAUUUUCGCCACCGUACCGGUUAUACCACUGGCCGCGUGUUUAGAUGCGGCAGCUUCCGUUUACGGGUUUUAUACAAGAAAUUCAGGUGGUUUUCACAUCGUCAAAAAGGAAACCAGUCAACUCAGUCAGAAAAGUGAACCGGGAAAGACUGUUGACAAUGUUGUGUAGGGUAUUUAUUGAUGUACAGUUUUCUUUAACAUACUGUUAAUUGUACAAGUUGUUUGGGCAUUUAGCGUGGAAGUUUCUCAAAGAAAAAGAACAGACGAACUUGUCCAUUUCUUAAACGUGUUAUGAACACAAAGGAUCGUUAAUUUAGUUUCGAGCUUUUAUGAGGGUAUGGUUGGCAUUGUAAAAAAGCUUGCCUGUUAUAUCACAUAAAGGCAAAUAUUUAAAUAUGCUAUCAUCAAUUACAAUCCAGAUAGUGUAAGCAGGGUCAAACUAAUUUCAAAGACCCCUUUAAAUCAAGCGACUCUUGAUGCUUCCCAUGUUGAAUAAUUUCAAUCAAACUGUCCUGUUUUACAAAUGAUAAAUGAUAAUAUAGUAGCCGAGGUCGUACUGGGAAAGGUCUUCUAAAAUAUUUUGUGAAUUAUCGACUGAAGCCAAGCUUCGCUAAGCGAUGGAAAUGAGAUUGAGGCAAAUCAAUAAGAAGACUUUUUGGAAAAAUAGAACGCGUCUCCCACUCGCUUAGCUCAAUAGGGAGAGCGCAGAUCUACGGAUCGCGGGGUCGUGACUUCGAGCCCUGGGCGAGACGUAUGUUCUCCGUGACGAUUUGAUAAAAGACAUUGUGUCUGAAAUCAUUCGUUCUCCACCUCUGAUUCAUGCGGGGAAGUUGGCAGUUACUUGCGGAGAACAUGUUUGUACUGGUACAGAUCCAUGGACACUGGUUAGGUUAAUUGCCCGCCGUUACAUAAAUGAAAUGCUGUUGAAAAACGGCGUCAAGCCUAAAACAAGCAAGCAAACAAAGAACGCGUCACCCGUAAAGUCCACUGCCCUCAACACAUCAUGUUUAUAUUAUCUGUGAGAUCAUUGAAAGCAUAGUACGCAGCAAGUCAAAAUAAUAGCAGACUCGAUUGGUUAGAGGUAAUGAAACAUGCAACAUCGCUCGUUACCCCCUCCACCCCUCUAGCUCCGGCUUAAUUGGAACUCCAUUAUAAUAGUAAAACCGAAUUGACUCCAUGAACCCAGCUUUUACUUUCCAACAAAUGCGUUAUUUUCAACACCCGGAAUACCAGUGCACUGUAAUCAUGAUCAUAACGAAAUACAUUUGGUAAAAUACAUAGACCAUGCAAAUAGGAGUAAAUGUUUUACAAUACAAAAUAUAAUUAUACUUCCCAACAAAUUAAACCUCCAUCGAAAGUCUUUCCUACUUCUAAACAACUGUUUAUUUAUAAAUUUAUGAUUCACGAUCAUUCUAGUACGUAUUCCAAAAUAAAAAUUUAAUUUGAACCGUGCCAUGAGAAAACCAACAUAGUGGGUAUGCGACCAGCACGGAUCCAGACCAGCCUGCGCAUCCGCGCAGUCUGGUCAGGCUCCAUGCUGUUCGCUUUUAAAGCCUAUUGGAAUUGGG